Neurospora crassa OR74A is the source of this 2453-nucleotide messenger RNA. RefSeq lists its product as hypothetical. The record is from RefSeq and is a predicted model, not a curated record. Bases 423 to 2453 code for a protein of 676 amino acids. The transcript has a single exon. NCBI's taxonomy places the organism in Eukaryota, Fungi, Ascomycota, Sordariomycetes, Sordariales, Sordariaceae.
CAGCACCUGCCUAACUGCAAUGGGGUGUGACAGGGCAUGGGAGGAGCGUUCGGCUUCAGACAUUCAGAACGUUACAUUUUCCGUGGGCCGCUUGACGUGAAGACUUUUGACCAAAUUCCAGAAUAGCUCGAAGCGCCGAGCUUCCACCCUCUCGACUGAACCUCUCUCUGUCUUGCCCUUGUUGAAGCUAUCACCAUGUCCUGGCUCAAGGUGGAUAUGACCAAUAUACGGUUACCCUUACCUUAGGUAUAUUUAGUCGCCUCUGGUCCUCCUUCCUUUCCCUUUUUCUCUAUUUGUCUUCAACAGUCAAGACAUUCACCGCCAACUUAUUCCUCUCUCGUGAUCACUUCCUCUAUACCUUAUGAUUUGACAGUCCUCACCGCUGAAUAAGUUGGGGGACAGCACGCAACGACAUUGCCAACAUGGUUCCUAGACCUCCAUACAAGCCUCUCGACUGCACUUCAGAGGAGAUCCGCCUUCUCACUUUCGACAGUUUGCAGAAGGUCCCCACAGAGUCGGACUCUGCGUCGGCAGUUAUCUCCCUUUCCCUCAGCCAUGUCGCCCUCUCCGCACCCUCCUCACCUGCAACACUGCCGCCCUUCCAGGCCCUCUCCUAUGUCUGGGGCAUUCCGGACCCCGAUAAGCCCCUUCCAACCAUCCUUCUCGACGGUAUUUCCAUGACCGUUACCCCCAAUCUUCACUCUGCUCUAUGCUUCCUCCUCUCGCAGCAACAGCAACCGGAGGACAAUGGCUUCAAAACAAGCUUCUGGAUAGACGCCUUGUGCAUCAACCAAGCCGACAACGAUGAGAAGGCCUUCCAGGUUCCGCUUAUGAGCAAAAUCUACACAAGCGCCAUGAGGGUGUUCGUCUGGCUAGGCUUGCUACCCCGUCCGGGUGAAGGGCCUCAUAGGGACUGUGGAUGUACGCUCAAGACGGUAACCUGGCUGGGGAGUAUGUUCAGACAGCAGGUGAAGAAGAAACGGGAAGGUCCGCUUCUCAGCGCGCUUAAGGGUCUUAGCGAGGAAGAUCAGAGGAAGAAGGUUGCGCAGGGGUUUGUGUGGACUGUGCUUCAGUUCAGCAUCACCCGGGAUUAUGGACACGAGAACGCCAAGAGUGGGGGGUUCGACUUUGAACGUAUUUGGCAGCUCUUCUGUGAGCGGCCGUACUGGCGACGGCUGUGGAUCGUGCAGGAAGUGGUGCUGGCUCGAAAAGCGGUGGUGGCGUGCGGGAGUGGCGAGGGGGUGGUGGUGGACUGGGAGGAUAUUCGGGAUGCGCUGCAGUUGUUCGAGUGGAUCAUCCUUUACUCGAACAUUGAUCCCAAGUAUCGGCGGCUGUAUGAGUUGCUGGGAGACAUCAUGCCCAAGGUCGUGCAUCUCGAGGAGGCCACGAAUGCGUACAGGCGCAAUCUGCGGAAAGGAAAAGAUGGCAUGCGGCUCAUGGAGGUGCUGCUGUUUACCGACUUUGCGGAUGGAGAGGACAAGUCUAUUCAGGCAACGGAUCCUCGUGAUCGCAUCUACGGAUUGCUCGGUCUCAUACGGGAGUGUGACAGGAAGAAAAUCCCGGUGGACUACUCGGAUAAGACAACGGUCAGCACAGUCCUCACGCACGUCGCCCUAGCUUUGAUACAAGAAUAUGGCCCGGAUGUACUAUGUUAUCAUCGGGAGACCGCUCGUUGGGCACAUGAGGGGCUUCCCUCUUGGGUGCCCGACUGGACGGCACCUAGGAGCCCGACGAUCGGCAGCGUCAACCUUGACGGACCUGGAGCCAGAUUCGACUUCAAUGCCACAAAGGGAAAGCAUUGGCCCUCAAACAGCACGGUGAAGACUGCAAUGAUUGGAGAGUCGAAGCUCGCCCUCUUCUUGCCGGGAGCAGCAAUGUCAACUGUCGCCCGUAUCGGUUCAGAGUUCACUAGUGUCUCAGGACAGGAGGACUACCUGCUCGCAUGUCGAGCAUGGUUAGAAGAGUUGCUGCAAUUGGCGAGUGAAAGCGAUGAAGUUGCAAGGGACAACAUCUGGCGAGUGCCCAUGGCAGAUUUCGGUCUAGCGACCCGUGCAGAGCUCGAGACACCAGAGCGGUACAUACACGGCUUCAACGUCCUUCUAGGGAGAGUUGCGCCCCCCGCAGAAGCUCAAGUAUCUGAAGAAACAAAAAGAAGUUGGAUGCUGUCGGAGUCUUGGAACUACCGUCGUACCUGGAAGAUCUACCGAAGACGUGCGUUUGUCGAUGCAUCUGGCAGACCUGGGCUGGCGCCUCGGCAGACCUCUCCGGGAGAUUCCAUUGCCCUUUUCAGAGGAGGACAAGUUCCUGUGAUGCUGCGGGAAACCAAGGAUGGGAUGCAUGGGUAUCGGGUGCUUGGUACUUGCUAUGUCCAUGCUCUGAUGGACGGGGAGGGCACCGAGACGCAACAGUGGGCGGGGGCUUUGUCGUCAAGCCAGAAAAUUAUGCUGGUAUGA